Molecule: messenger RNA, 1886 nt
Organism: Populus nigra (black poplar)
Lineage: Eukaryota; Viridiplantae; Streptophyta; Magnoliopsida; Malpighiales; Salicaceae
Product: shugoshin-1-like
Exons: 13
Coding region: 544-1701 (385 amino acids)
Biological process (GO): meiotic sister chromatid segregation; maintenance of meiotic sister chromatid cohesion
Cellular component (GO): nucleus; chromosome, centromeric region
Source: RefSeq, a predicted model, not a curated record
UGCAGCCACUUCGAUUCCAUUAAACGACGGUCCAUCACUUCUACCUCAGGAGCCAGGAGGGUUCUGCUGGCAGUGAAUUCAAAAACAUACCAGGCUCCCUCCAAAUCGCCAAACACAUAUUUCCAUUUACACCCUUCAUAAUCCCCCGUAUUUUCAUACUCCUUCAUUUGGAUCAUUUCCCUCUUUCUUGCACAAAUUCAAUUUUUCUGAAGAGAGAAACACAAGAUUAGGGUUUCUAGAAAGAGAAAAGGAAAGAAAAUUUCUAGGGUUUUAGGUCAUGGAGGGUAUUCUGGUUCUUGAUUCAGAAAACAUCAACGUCGCAGGGGUUUAAUCGAUGUUAGAAUUGCGAAAUCUGCCGCUGAUUAGGGUUUUUAGGGUUAAAAAGUUGAAGGAAGUGUGCGUCUCGGUUUGAUUUCUGAGAAAAACUGUAAUGAUUCAAAUCAGAGCUACCAAUUUGCGUGAAUUUGCUGAAAUCGCGUGAUUGAGGAAAUUGGGAAUGUGUCAGGUAACAAAAUAAAGGGAGAGAAACUGGGAGAAGGGUCCAUGGUUGGAAUUGCGCCAAGGAGAACGCUCGCUGACAUUAGCAAUUUUCCUGUAUCAAGGAAAACGCUCGCUGAAGGUAGCAGUUUGUUGCAGCGAAACCAAGAUGGGAAAUCACAAUCUGUUCUAGUCGGUAAAGAUUACAUUGAGAAGCUCCAACGGGAAAUCAUGACAUUGACAAAGAUUGUCGUGGAUAGGAAUAAAAUUAUCGAGUUGAGUGCUAUUGAGUUGCAGAAGCUGAGAAUCAGAUUUCAGCAGUUACAGCAACAGAAUCAGCAACUUGCACAAACAAACAGCCAGAUGUUGGCGGAACUAAAUGCAGGCAAAGAUAAGCUUAAGGUAUUUCAACAUGAGCUGGGAUGUAAGAAUGGCUUGCUUGAUGCCAUAAAUUUGGAGCUGAAGGAGAAAGCAAAGAAAGUUAGAUGCCGGAUUAAGAGAAAUGAGGUUGAAACUAUCAAAGGUGAUGGGGCUGCACAACUCUCUCAACCAGAGGAGGAGAAUAAACCAUGUAACCCAAAAAGGAAACGCCAGUCAAAAGUUCAAUCUUUGGAAACUCGUCCUGUUCAACCACAAACUAAAGAGAAUGCUGACAAGAAGAGUAUUUCUCAUGACAGUGUUUGUUUGAGAAGGCAAUCUGCUAGGUUUAAGUCUGGAGAAGAAGAGCCUACUGAAAACAACGUUGAUACAAAGAGUUCUCCUUACAGCUUUUGUUUGGGAAGGCACUCUGCUAGGUUCAAGUCUGAAGAACAACUCAAUGAAAAGAACGAUGAAAAAAGGAGCAGGAUCUGUAGAAGAAAGCAACCCAUUAGGAUUAAGUCUGAGGCACAAAUAGAAGAACCAACUGAAGAUUUGUUUCAGACUGAUGAUGCUAAAUUUCAUGUUCCUGCAAUACAUGGUGAUCCAGUUCAUGAAAGCUGUCCAACAUUAUCAGCUCCAUCUGUAAAAAUCGAAUCUGAAACAGGGAACAGUGCUCUCAUAUUUGAAACUCAAGAACCACGAAGGACAUCCCUUCGGCCAUCACGUCGAGCAGCUGAGAAAGUCCAGUCCUACAAGGAAAUUCCACUCAAUGUGAAAAUGCGAAGAAGCAUUAACACACGUUAUCUAGUUUUCUUAUUGGCUCGAGUACAGGUUUAUUUUGCGAAGUUGAAAAGCAUAUUAUAAUCAGAAUAACUAGUUAUGAUUGGCGUUCUGGACAGGUUAAGAUAUAAUCAUAUCAGUACGUGACUAUGUGCUGUACAGAAAUCAUAUUUCUGUAGUUUCUUUCUUUCCUGAUGUCCAUGGAUUCAUGACCUAUGUAUCUAACGUUAUUCGAUCAUUAUUGGGGUACAAACUGGUACCAUUUGACA